Molecule: messenger RNA, 7358 nt
Organism: Vitrella brassicaformis
Lineage: Eukaryota; Vitrellaceae
Source: the annotation of a GenBank genome assembly
UCUGUUGAAUGUUUGUGGGCGCGGCGCAUCUUCCUGUUUAAUGUCUUUCUUGUCUCCGCUCUCUCCAGCACGAGAACGAGAUGUUCUCAGUCAGUGAGUCAGAAAGAACGUGAUCGGCAUUAUCUCGUCCCAAUCCAUUAUCAAAAGAAACUUGGGACAAACGCGCGUGAGCCACACAUGCACUUCAUGUCUCUGGGCUAUCUCAAUCAGAGUCCAUCAAAAGGUUGUCUUUGCCGUUCUAAAAGAAAAACGAGGGGCUGCUGGCUUCCUUGUCUCUGUCGGAAUCCAUUGAUUGCAUUGUUGCCUGACAUGUCAUUCGCUCGGCUGCUCAUCUUGAGCUGGGCACGUUCACGUCUGGAGGAAAGGCUUGUCGGCCCACUCGGCGAAUUUGGCCGAUCCUGCCCCACAAGACACAUCCAGCACCCCUUGCCAUGAACCUGAUUGGUCAUCUGCACAACUACCAUACCGGGCAGGUAGUAGUUGUAGCGAGUCUUGGUGCCGCCCUCGUUGACGAUGACCGAGGCCGAGUAGUCCUCCGCUGGGAGGAUCUUCGUCUGCAAGCCCUUGCCCUUCGGCAGGUUGGUGACUUUCACUGCCUGCAUCCAUCCAUCCAUCCAUCCAGUGAAUGAAUCAUCACGGAAGUCCAUGCCUGUGGCUGGCUCUGCAAUGUGCAGGCAUACCGUCCCUUCCUGGGUGCACAUCUUUGCGCCGUUUUCUGAGAGCAGGGAAGCCAUGACAACGCGGUCUUCGGCGCACAGCUUCUCUGCGGUGGAAAAGCCGAUGCACGCUCCGUCCAGAGUGGCCUUGCUGUCACCGAAAUCCACCUGCAUGAGGCAAGCAAGGAAAAGAAGAGCACCAGUCACGCAGACGACUGAGACGCAGCAUCAGCAAUGUAAUGUAGAACCUCGAGGACGUCCGUUUGAUGCAGUCCGACAGCGCAGAUUUGGGAAGCCUCGCAGCCAGUAAUCGCUUUCUGCGGAACGUAGUAGAAGUUCACCGUGUUGGCCGAUUUGGUGUGCUUGCGCGUCAUCUUGAUGCUGCAGGGAGCUUCUGCAUGUGCGCACACGGACACAUCGAACUUGGCUGCGUGUUGGCCAAGGAUGGGCAGCUCUGCCCUACCAGCUGGUUUGCUCGGCUUGGCUGGUUUGGCUGGCUCUGGGGCGAGAGGGGCCAUCUCUGUAUGUGUCAGCAGAUAUACAAAUGACUGAUGUGUGCACUGUUUUUGAGCCAGUCAUACGCGUACCGAAGGUCUCUGUGUCGAUGUCCGAUUUCAGCUGUAUACCAAGGAGACACGGUGACAAUUCAGUGUCAUGCGCACAACCACAGAUGGAUGACUUACGUGGCAUCCGAAGUCUCCGGUCUCUGAGUGAUAGCCGCAGAGACACUCCUCAGACAGCCAGUCGGGCUCCUUUCUGCCCGUUGUCGACCUGUAUACACACAGAUACGGGUCAGCAUGUAUAUGUAUCCUUCUGUGUGUGGCGCAUGUAAGUACCUGCUGCGCUCAGUCCCGCAGAUCUGCUUGGUCAUCGUGGCCAUGGCUGAGACACACAUACAUGCGCACAAAUCACAAAUACGUCAGUGUCUCGUUCCUGUGUCUCGUUGCCAUGUUCGUUACCGGAGCAUUUUUUGCCCUUCUUGGUCAUCACGGGACAGGUGUUCUUGAUGCGGAUUUCCUUCUCGGGAAGGUUGGCCGCAACCUGGACACGCACACACAGACGGAGAGAGGAGGAUGUCUUUCAUGUGUGCCGCGUAGGCGUGAUUGUAUGGAUGCAGGUGCUCACACCUACAUGGCAUCCGUAUUUGCCGGUGUCUGUAUGCUUUCCGCAACGACACUCCUCGUUGAUGCCUGCCAGCAGGUCCGGCUUCUUCUCGCCACUACGUAAGAGAGAGACACGUGUGAGCACAUGUGCGGGAGAUGCGUGAGAUGCAAACUGUUUGGCUACCCAUCCACGUAGGCCCGGGCCGACCCACAGAUGGUGUCAUCGUGACCCGAAGCUGUAAAGGCCCAUCGCAGAAAAUGCACACGCGAAUGCCAGUGUGAGAAUGUGCGUAUGUACUGUGUGUUGUACCUCCGUGGUGUUGUACCUCCACACAUCUGUUUCUCAUCGUCCAAGAUCAUGUAUGGGCAAGUAUCGUCUCCCGACUUCAGGUCGCUGAUGAGCUGCACGCAGAAACGUGAAACGCACACAUGAUCCACACGUGGCUUCUGCAUCCGCAACGUGUGCAAGUACAUGGCAGCCGAAUUUGCCAGUGUCGCUGUUCACGCCGCAUCGGCAGUUCUCGGAACGGAAAUCAGGCGUCUUUUCCCAGUCGCCGGCCUUCUUCGCGCCACAGACGAGGGACUUGCCGGGGUGGUCCGAGCACUUGGGGUGGUCCAUCGUGACAGGGCACGUGUCAUCAUCGGAGCCUGCAAGCACGGAAUCGCAAAAGUCGCCAACACAGCACAAAGCAUAGCGCCGCACGUCGUCACCUUCAGACGAAACCAGGUCUGUCACCUUCUGCUCACGUACAGUAAGAGAGGCCAAAGGAAAGCCGACAUGCGUCAAAGGCAUCCCAUGUUUCUCUUUUUCUGCUCACGCACCUGACAGCCGAACUCAUUGUGGAAUUUGUCGUAUCCGCAUCUGCACUGAGUUGUCUUGCCAUUCUUGCCCUUGACAUCGCCGCAGAGCCGCCCUUCGUCUGCAUGUCAGUGCAAGCGGAGGGGAUGAUAUGCCAUUGCCCGCCUGAACAGCCAUGACAUCUGUGUGUGUGCCCGCUGACUGAGGUCCGGGUCAUCGCACUCCAUGAAGAUGUUGUAGUCCUGGAGCGAGGCAGCGUAACACGAGCCACCGCCCAGCUCUGUCUGGCCUGUGCAUGCAUUCAGGGGACAAGAGCAAGGAACUCAAGCCAUGCAUGAAUUCGAUGCAUUCUUGAGAACGCUUCACCGAAUUCGAGAGCAGUGGUUUCAUCAAGAAAGUUGCCGUUGCACUGGCAGAACAACACGGCGAAAAGCAAAAGAGACGCCGCAAAGGACUGAAGAGCUGUCAUUGUGAUGAAAAUGGGGUCUGAAGGAGGCGUGGAGAAACUACUGUGCAGUGGGGGCCGGCGAGAGAGCGGUUUCACGGAGGCGGCAACUGCCCAGAUCGUCUCAGCAUGGGAAUUGACACGUCAGGAAUGGCAUCUCAUCACGAGAGGCUUGCUGAGGAUCCCAAGACAGGCAAGUCUAUUCUCGUACUUCCAAGAGACACCGCGGUUUUUGUAUUACUAACUUACAGUGUAUUACUAAAUUACCAGAAUGUACAAUGAAUACACUGUCAUGCAUUGCACCAGGAAUACACAUUCACAGCAACAUCAACCUCCCCUCGCACAUUCAUUCAUUCAUUCAUUCGCGUCUCCUAUGAACGCAUAAAAAUGCAUCCAUGGAAACGAUUAGCAGCCCUGCAAAAACGAGUCAGAGACCAGGGCGGGUGUCCACAAAGACGAGCAUCAAUCAUCUGCCCCCUGUCACCAGUGCAUCUAGCCUGUGUGAUGCAUCAGGGAAAGUGUGCCGUAGAAUGGCCUGCAUGACACUGAGGCACAGAUGGCGACACACCACACGCUGCCGCAGCAGCAUCAGCACCAACGCCAUCCCGCGACCAACACCCAACAAACCUGCCAUACAUACAGACAGACAGACAUACAGACACAUACACACAUCAACACAGCACCGAUGUGUUGUUAGGUCACACAUCAGUCACCUUACUCACCGGCGAGCACCCGAAAGAAGACCUCUGCUGCUAAUGGGAAGCGCCAGGGAACGAGGGGCAGGUGGGUGUCGUGUGGCGCCUCUGCCUCGUCCAAUGCGGCCAUGACAGCCUCGAGAGUGAAACCAGCCAACGCGGGCAGACUCGCACUCUCGACCUGACGAAUUGACGGAUGCACGCACCGACUCAUCAUGGAAUGGCGUCGCUUACCUGUGUGAUCAUGCGAGCGACGCUCUUGUCUGCCAGACAGGCCCCCAUGAGCUGCCUGGUCAGCCACCUCAUCUGAUGAAAGCGGAAAGGUGUGACACACACACGUGGGCGUAUCCAUCAACGCGGUCAGUCGGUCGUUUCUGUCUGUCUGUUCAGCUUCAGAUAGAUACCGUGUGCGAGAGGCCCAUCAGUGUCCCCAUGAGCUGAACCGCACUCCCCACCACAUCUGCCCCGCCACCACCGCCACCUUCACCCCCUCCCCCCAGCCCAUCUUCUCUCGCCUCAGCGUGCUCACCAGUGGCCCCUUCACUGCUGCCCUUGACCACCCCACGUCGCCGAAUGCCAUGAGGGGCGUCGUGCAGCUCACGGCUGGCGUGAUGACGACAGGGCGGCUCGCGUUUGAGUAGUGGGCGGGGCGGGGGGUGCUGCAGUGCACGUACAUCGGCCUGGCGCCGUAACCAUGCUCGCCCCUCCAUCUGACCAUUCACAGACAGAGACACAACGAGCAUCCAGUCACAAUAGGCUGUCAGUGGAUGCCCACCUUUUGAGGGUUCCACCAUUGAGAGAGCGCUCCCUCCCCCUCGAGCAGCUCGGCAGGCGCCGACGAGCGAGGCGCCAACACACUGAUUAGAGAACACCAGGCACACGGGAGACAUGUGUGCGCCAAUGUGCAGUGGCGGCUGUCCGCCGGCGGGGUGGUUUGCAUACUCGUUGAACACAGCAGAGGGAGGCGGCCUCGCCCGCAGCAGAGUCUCCAAAAGGAACCUCUGGACGGCACAUACCCACACACAUAUAUCCACACAAAUGAAUGCCGAUGUAUCCCUCCCUACGUAUCUGUCUGUCUCGUACCGCUUUGUCAAAUGCCAGCAUCCUCUUUCCCCUCCUUCUCCGCCCCCCGGGCAUCAGCACCGAUGCCUCGUGCACGUGGCUCAGUGCACCGUACAGUGGCCCGUCCACAAAGGGCGACAGCAUCAGCCGCUGACUCCACAACAGACGCUCCCUCUCCUGCUGACGGCUGCUGACGCGCACGCCGCCCACUCUCCUCUGCCUCAGAAACACAUGAUGGUCGGCCGUCUCUGUGCGGCUCCUCUGCAUGGCGCCGUCCAGCAGGGGCAUGGGAGGGGGAGGGGAUGAAGGAGGAAGCAGGUCCGGUUGGCUGUCAUGCCUCAGUGAGGGUGACAUCGACCGGCUUCUCCGCCUCCCAUCGGCUGACGUGGAGUCCGCCAUGACGCAUGUGGUGAGCAGCGGCGUCGACGUGUCGGUCUGGCCCGUCCCCGUGAUGUCGUGAGUGGGCAUGGCGGGAAAGGACGCCUGAAGGGGCAAGGGGGGAGGGAAUAAUGCGGGGGCGUGGUCCACCAGAUGCCACUGAUGAGCGGGAGGGGACGGAGAGGGAGAGGGGAAUGCUAGUGGACUCAUAGACUCCAGCGCUGGGCACGACCGAGAGCGCAUCAUCAUCACUUUGCCAUCGUCACCAUCUUGUCUCCUCUCGAGACCACGGGAGUGGCCGCAAUCGCCAUGCUCACCACCGACAAGCUCCACCCGUCUCCCUGACGGCAUCUCCCUCCUCUGCUCUCUCGGUGAGGGCGACAGUGAGCCACACACAGCGGGUGACAUACUGAAGAGCGACAGGGACCGCAGCAGAGGCGGAGGGCGGGGAGAGGGCAGGUGGGCGUAAUGCGUUGCCUCAUAAUCGCGGGGCGGGGUGGAUGACCGGCUGUAAGUUGGAAGUUGUUGUCGCGAUGGUGCCACAUGAUCGUGGUGGCGGGGGGUGGAAGAGUGGUCGAAUGCUGGGCUGCAGAAGGGGUCGUGUGUGGGCGUGGGCCUCUCGUGGCGCAUCAGGCUGUCGUCGUGACGCUGCUGCUCCUCUUCUUGCUCACACAGCUGUAGGCCCCCAGACGACGACACAUCGCUGACGUCGCCAUCGCCAUCGCCAUUGCUGCCCUCAACAGCAGCAUGGCUCUCCACCACAGCACUCGCCGACACGGGCAGGUGUGACACCGACGUGCUGCUCGUCGUGUCACGCCACAGUAAUGAGUCUUCUGCAGGCUUAUGGGAUUCCUUGCUGUUGCCAUGUUUGGUGAGGACCGUCAGUGUCUGUGCGGGUGGUGGCGAUGGGAGGGAGAGGGGCAGGUGGAGUGCGCGCAUCUGGUGCUCGAGGGAAGAGGCGUGUGUGGGCAGGGAGUCCAGCAGCACACAGACGGGCGAGUAGAAUACGAAUGACGCGACCACCUCUAUCACCAACCCACGGGUCAGCUGACAUGACACAAGAGAGAGAGGGAAGGCGGACACACACGCAGGGCAAGGGAGAGAGUGCCAUGCCAUCAACGGGCUCUGGGUCUUUCGUGUUGCCAGUAAGUACCUACCACUGAUUGAAUCUCCUCUGCGUAUUCAGGGGGCGUGCACAGCUGCACCAACACAUCGGCCAGCUGGCGGUAGUAGCUCUUCUCCUACACACAGCACGCUCUCACUCAAUCACUCUAGCAUCCCCCUCCCUUGAUCGGCCAGCCACGCCACCACCCCGCACACCGACCUUUGCGAAGCUCUCCACAGCGGCGUGGAAUGGCAGGCCCAGGCCGUCAGGGCCGCACAGGGAUCUCAAAGCGGCCAUCUCUCCUUCGCUACCCGCCCUCUGUGUCUGUGUGGGCGGCCCAUUGUUGAUGGUCUCAGUGGCAAACGACGGCACGCGCUCACAUAUCUGCCAGACAGACAGACAGACAGACAGACGCACACACAGGUGCAAUCAGGGCGUGUCAGGUCCAUCACUUACGAUGAUGUGGGCGUGCAGGAUGGCGAGCAGCUCGUCCAAGAGCCCACGCACAUCAACCCUGAUAGAUACAUACACCGAUGGAUGGACAAAGGAUGGAUGACAACCACCACACACAGACACACACAACACGCACACAGAACAAGCCAGCCUCAGAGCUGUGUAUACUGUCUGUGUCUGUCGCUGCCCACUGGCUGACCUUUGUAUCCUGCUGAUGACGUCUUCCAGUAUCAUGCGCAUCAUCCGCUGGAUCUCGCGGGGGAAGGUAUGGUCCGGCGGGUUGGACAGAGUGGUGUACCACGAGCUGAUGUACAUGUCAGCUGCCCACUGUGCAAACCGGUCGGCGAUGGCCGGCAGCCGCACCUGGUAGUCGUGCAAUGUCGAUAGGACAGAUGACGUGCCCUGAACACACAUUACACCACAGGAUGACAGACAUGGUGAAUCAAUGACAAGAUCUAUCUAUCGCCGUGUUUUCUUGUCCGAUGCUUGCUUUAACCUGGUGUUGAUAUGUGUGGCUGCUGUUGCCCCCAUUGGUCCGCCUCCAUUGGUACAGCACGCAGUUGAUCACCAGCGACACGCAACCGCACAUCAAUCUCCACAGCAGGGCCAAAAUCUGAGACGUGCCUCCUGAAACCAGUGCAGCUGCCAAAGCCAUGGCUAAC